Neomonachus schauinslandi (Hawaiian monk seal) is the source of this 2287-nucleotide messenger RNA. It is a transcript of the gene LNPK, whose product is annotated as lunapark, ER junction formation factor. The transcript is spliced from 13 exons. Gene Ontology annotation, cellular component: endoplasmic reticulum tubular network. The record is from RefSeq and is a predicted model, not a curated record. Gene Ontology annotation, biological process: endoplasmic reticulum tubular network organization. NCBI's taxonomy places the organism in Eukaryota, Metazoa, Chordata, Mammalia, Carnivora, Phocidae. The coding region runs from base 1 to 1491 and encodes 496 amino acids.
AUGGGAAGGAGUUGGCCGGGCCCAUCCCUCUGUCAGUGGCGGCUGCUGCUUGCUCCGGAGACCGCUUGCGCGGUGGCCGCCGAAGCUGGCAGACGGGGACGCAAGCGCCGGGCUCUGCCCGCUUCUUGCAGCUGUGAAUUCCUUUGGACAAUUGAUGAUAUUUAUCAUUGUGCCCAGUUUCUACACAUAAAAGAUGGGUGGAUUAUUUUCUCGAUGGAGGGUAAGUUAACAAAACCUUCAACUGUAGAAGUUCUGGAAAAUAUAGAUAAGGAAAUUCAAGCAUUGGAAGAAUUUAGGGAAAAAAAUCAGAGAUUACAAAAAUUAUGGGUUGGAAGAUUAAUUCUCUACUCUUCGAUUCUCUAUCUGUUUACAUGUUUAAUUGUAUACUUGUGGUAUCUUCCUGAUGAAUUCACAGCAAGACUUGCCAUGACACUUCCAUUUUUUGCUUUUCCAUUGAUCAUCUGGAGCAUAAGAACAGUGCUUAUUUUCUUCUUUUCCAAGAGAACAGAAAGAAAUAAUGAAGCUCUGGAUGAUUUAAAAUCCCAGAAGAAAAAAAUACUUGAAGAGGUCAUGGAAAAAGAAACUUAUAAAACGGCUAAAUUAAUUCUUGAAAGGUUUGAUCCAGACUCAAAGAAAGCAAAGGAGUUUGAGCCGCCAUCUGCUGGAGCAGCUGUAACUGCAAGACCUGGACAAGAGAUUCGUCAGCGAACUGCAGUUCAGAGAAACCUUUCUCCAACACCCACAAGCUCUAGCCAGGGCCCUCCUCCACAAGUUCCAGUAUCUCCUGGACCACCAAAGGACAGUUCAGCCCCUGGUGGACCCCCAGAAAGAACUGUUACUCCAGCCCUGUCAUCAAAUGUGUUACCAAGACGUCUUGGAUCCCCUGCUACUUCAGUGCCUGGAAUGGGUCUUCAUCCUCCGGGUCCACCUUUAGCAAGACCCAUUCUCCCCCGAGAACGAGGUGCUCUGGAUAGAAUUGUUGAAUAUUUAGUUGGUGAUGGUCCACAAAACAGGUAUGCCCUUAUAUGUCAGCAGUGUUUUUCUCAUAAUGGCAUGGCUUUGAAAGAAGAAUUUGAAUACACUGCUUUUAGAUGUGCCUACUGUUUUUUCUUGAAUCCUGCAAGAAAAACUAGACCUCAGGCUCCAAGACUUCCAGAGUUUAGUUUUGAGAAGAGGCAGGCAAUGGAAAGCUCAAGUUCAGUUGGUCCCUUGCCCUCAAGAAGUGUGAUUUCAUCAGAGAACCUGAUCAGUGAAGAAUCUGUAGAAGAACAAGAUGUUCUUGAUAGCAGUACAGAGCAGACAGAUGAGAAAAUAUCAGAUACAGAGCAGACAAACCAAGGGACUGAAAAAGUAUCUGGCACAGAGGAACCAGAGGAGAAACAAGAGGCCGUGAAUGAGGACGCCUCAAUGAAUGAAGCCAAAUCGCCAGUCCCCAGAGCUGAUUCUAUUCCUAAUCCUGAACUCAGUGGAGAAUCUUUGGUGGCCAUGUAGUAAAUGCUUCCAUGUGCCUUCAACUGGAUAUUUGUAGUCUUGUUGAUGUCAGUUAUUGCUUUCUAGGUGGUGCUUUUUUUUUCCCCCCCUAAGGAUAUGCUUGAUAUCAUUUGAAUUUAGAUUGCUUGGCUAUUUGAAUAUGUCAAAGUUGUAGCUCCUGAGUGUUAAAUUAAAGGCAAGUGAUAGCAGUAAAGUAAGAACCUUUGGAAUGUAUAAAGACCCACGCUGUUUAGCCAGCUUUUAGAUGUUUUCUUCUACUCUAAAAGUAAACAAAAUAGCAUUCUUGUUUUCUCUAUGUGUGACCUGUAAAUAAUACCAUUUUGACAUAGGAAGAACUUUGGUUGUGAGUAAGUUCUAAUGGUGUUCAUUUUAAGGAAUGAAACUCAAUUAAGAUUUUUAAUCAUUCAUCAUCAAAAAUGGAUAGAAUUUUAAUUCUUGAGAUAUUUGCAGGGGGCAAGUCUAUUUAGGCAUUUACAUUAAGUGGUAAGAAAGUUGUAACUGUAACUAUUUAGGCAUUGGUACGAAUUCUCAGUAAGAAUGCAAUUGAACAGUCAAGUGCAGUGUUUCUUUUUUGAUGUUUCUUAUUUUGCAGCUGGGCCAAAGGCACAUGAUGUAUAUAAUUAGCUUAUGUUUACAUAUUAACACAUAGGAAGUAUCUCUGCACUUGACUGUACUUGAAUUCUGAACAUUAUUUAUACUUGUAAAAUAAUGGUGAUAUAUAAGUGAAUUUUGUGCUCUUGCAUGUAUUUUGUUAAGGAAAAUAAAGGUGAUCUGGCAGCGGUUUCUUUUUGUUAAA